Molecule: messenger RNA, 3754 nt
Organism: Anthonomus grandis grandis
Lineage: Eukaryota; Metazoa; Arthropoda; Insecta; Coleoptera; Curculionidae
Product: glutamate receptor ionotropic, kainate 2
Exons: 21
Coding region: 504-3683 (1059 amino acids)
Biological process (GO): monoatomic ion transport
Cellular component (GO): postsynaptic membrane; plasma membrane
Molecular function (GO): glutamate-gated receptor activity
Source: RefSeq, a predicted model, not a curated record
CGCCGUCAAACGAAUUGCGGAAACGGAACGGGAGGUUCGCGCGUAAUGCCCAUUUGAAAGUUUUGUGAAGGGAUGUUGAAGUGGUUGGUCAGUUUCCAAAUAACUGGAUUAAGAUUUUAGCUCUUUGUGUUAAGUCAAAGGAUCUCGAAAUGACACCAACCGAACCACGGAGCAAGGUGCACGUCCUUUAAAUUAAAUUCAAAUUAAUUUAAUCCAAAUCUGCAUUCAAGAACUGGGGUGUAUAUCCAUUUUAAUGCAAACUCCGGACUUAACACACCGGUGUUAAGCAAACAAUACUGGUUCAUUCCCGAAGCAGUAUAAGGGACUCCGUAUCGCUGUCCUGAGUCAAUAUUGAAUGGGUCAGAUUUACCCGAAUGUUAUACAUUAUCUAAGUUUGUGGUAGAACCAUACAAGUUUGAAUAGGUCAAGAUGUUGAAGUGUGUGUGUAUGUUGUAGACAUGUUUAGACAACUUGCUACGUUGGUAAAAUAGUGAACUGAUACAAUGGUACUUCUUGUGUUAAUCAGUGUCUGGGUUGCUGCAGUUUCAGGAGGUUUACCUCCCGUUAUUAGAAUAGGCGCAAUUUUUACUGAGGAUCAGAAAAAUAGCAGCGUGGAACUAGCAUUUAAAUAUGCGGUAUAUAAAAUAAACAAGGAGAGAGAAAUGCUUCCAAAUACCACGUUGGUUUAUGACAUCCAGUACGUGCCCAGAGAUGACAGCUUUAGAACUUCGAAAAAAGCAUGUAGACAAAUGGAGUUUGGGGUGCAGGCCAUCUUUGGUCCAUCAGAUCCAAUAUUAGGAGCUCACAUUCAAAGUAUUUGUGAAGCAUUAGAUGUUCCCCAUAUAGAAGCAAGGGUAGAUUUUGAGCCAGUAUCAAAACAGCUGAGCAUUAAUCUGCAUCCUAGCCAGGAAAAUAUGAAUAAAGCAUUUAAGGAUCUUAUGGCCUUUCUUAAUUGGACCAAAGUAGCUAUUAUCUAUGAAGAGGAUUAUGGCCUUUUUAAACUUCAAGAACUGGUAAAGGCACCAGGAAUAGUAAAGACGGAGAUGUAUAUAAGACAAGCAAGUCCCUCCAGUUACAGGCAGGUGUUACGUGAGGUUAGGCAAAAGGAAAUUUUCAAGCUAAUCGUGGAUACGAAUCCGAAAAAUAUUCAAAAAUUUUUUAGAGCGAUUUUGCAGCUACAAAUGAAUGACUACCGAUAUCACUACAUGUUCACAACAUUUGAUUUAGAGACAUUUGAUCUUGAAGACUUUAAGUACAAUUCUGUUAACAUUACUGCAUUCCGAUUGGUGGAUGUAGAUCACCCUAAAGUGAAAGAGAUAUUAGCUGCUAUGCAAAAGUUUCAGCCUAUAGGACAUGCUAUUUUAAAUGGAACAGGAAUUAUACAGGCCGAACCAGCGUUAAUGUACGACAGUGUUUACGUGUUUGCAAAAGGUUUAGCUACCCUAGACUCAGGGCACUCUAUAAGGCCAACAAAUUUGUCUUGCGAUAUUGAGAAACCUUGGGAUGAUGGGCUUUCCCUUUAUAAUUAUUUAGAUUCUGUGUCAAAACUGCAUGGAUUGACCGGCAACUUGGAAUUCCAAGAGGGUAAAAGAUCAAAUUUUAAAGUAGAUCUUUUAAAACUAAAGAAAGAGGAUAUUAAGAAAGUUGGAACCUGGAGCAUGGCCGAUGGAAUAAAUAUUACAGAUCCAAAUGCUUUUUAUGAUCAAAAUGCUCCUAAUAUUACAUUAAUAGUUAUGACACGAGAGGAAAAACCAUACGUUAUGUUAAAAGAAGAUCAGAACUUAACUGGUAAUGCACGUUAUGAAGGUUUUUGUAUAGACCUAUUAAAAUGGAUCGCAGGGCAAGUUGGUUUUCAAUAUAGCAUUCGAUUAGUGCCUGAUAAUAUGUAUGGUGUUUAUAAUCCAGAUACUAAGCAGUGGAAUGGAAUUGUUAGGGAACUAAUGGAAAAGAGAGCUGACCUAGCGGUUGCAUCGAUGACAAUAAACUACGCUAGGGAAAGUGUCAUUGAUUUUACUAAGCCAUUUAUGAAUCUAGGAAUUGGAAUAUUAUUUAAGGUUCCCACAAGCCAACCUACCCGAUUAUUCAGUUUCAUGAACCCCCUGGCAGUAGAAAUCUGGAUUUACGUAUUAGCCGCGUAUCUGUUAGUUUCUUUUACCCUGUUCGUAAUGGCACGAUUUUCACCGUACGAAUGGAAUAACCCGCACCCAUGUCACCAGGACUCCGAUAUAGUGGAAAACCAGUUUUCGGUGUCGAACAGUUUUUGGUUUAUCACUGGCACGUUUUUGAGACAGGGCUCUGGAUUAAAUCCAAAGGUUUACAAAAGAGUCCCAUCAAAUCUCUUUUCAUUUCUAACUCCCUUGGCAAUCGAAAUAUGGAUUUUCAUGGUAGCAGCGUAUAUUCUUGUAUCCUUAACUAUAUGGAUAGUAGCCCGUUUUUCACCAAUGGAAUGGAAAGAAAUGGAAUUAUGCGAUGACUGUCUACUAAAAAAAUAUAAAGAUUUACAUCAAAAAGAACAUUGUGAACAUACACUUAUGCUAACUGCUAGCGGUAGUGAUUUAUCUUCCGGAAUAGGUAGUGACAGAGAUGAAGAUGAAACUGAAACAGAGGAUGAUUUGGAUUUAAAGUAUCAAGAAACCAGGACGUUCCUUCCCGAUGACCACUACCAUGAGGAAAUAUCUACACUUGACGUAUUGGAAAAUGGAUUUACUAUAGGAAAUAGUUUUUGGUUUGCUAUUGGAAGUCUAAUGCAGCAAGGUUCUGAUUUAAAUCCCAAGGCUACUUCAACGAGAAUUGUAGGUGGUAUAUGGUGGUUUUUUACGUUAAUAAUUAUAUCUUCAUAUACAGCCAAUUUGGCAGCAUUUUUAACAGUAGAAAGGAUGAUAACUCCUAUCGAAAAUGCUCAAGAUUUGGCUGAUCAGACUGAAAUAUCUUAUGGAACAUUGGAAGGUGGAAGCACCAUGACGUUUUUCAGAGAUUCAAAAAUAGGCAUUUAUCAAAAAAUGUGGCGUUUCAUGGAAAAUCGGAGGCCACCGGUUUUCGUAAAAUCAUACGAGGAUGGAAUAGCCAGAGUUUUACAGGGAAAUUAUGCCUUCCUAAUGGAAUCCACAAUGUUAGACUAUGCCGUGCAAAGAGAUUGUAACCUCACACAAAUUGGUGGUCUUCUGGAUUCAAAAGGUUACGGCAUAGCUACUCCAAAAGGGAGCCCCUGGAGGGAUAAAAUCUCAUUGGCUAUUUUAGAGUUACAGGAAAAGGGAGUUAUUCAAAUUUUAUAUGAUAAAUGGUGGAAGAAUACUGGGGAUGUUUGUACGAGGGACGAUAAAAGUAAAGAAUCUAAAGCUAAUGCAUUAGGAGUAGAAAAUAUAGGUGGUGUUUUUGUGGUUCUGCUCUGCGGCCUAGCCCUAGCCAUUCUAGUAGCUAUACUCGAGUUUUGCUGGAAUAGCAAGAAAAAUGCUCAGACCGACAGGCAAUCAUUAUGUUCUGAAAUGGCCGAAGAGCUACGAUUUGCUAUGAGGUGUCACGGUUCAAGGCAAAGACCUGCUUUAAGAAGAAGUUGCACAAGGUGUAGUCCCGCUACAACCUAUGUACCAGCAGCUUUAGAUUUACCGCACCUCAAUGGGGAAGGCGUAAUUCUUCCCAUGAUGGACCUGAAAAAAUCUCCUGUGACCUACGAUGUAGACACUUAGCGACGACUCGCCUCGGGCGGAUACUCAACUUUCGCCUGCGCACCUAAUUCGAUACGAGACUGUUGUGGAGG